Messenger RNA from Morone saxatilis (striped sea-bass), 1576 nucleotides. RefSeq names its product connexin 28.8 (gene gjb7). NCBI's taxonomy places the organism in Eukaryota, Metazoa, Chordata, Actinopteri, Moronidae. The record is from RefSeq and is a predicted model, not a curated record. Gene Ontology annotation, cellular component: connexin complex. The transcript has a single exon. Gene Ontology annotation, biological process: cell communication. Bases 335 to 1123 code for a protein of 262 amino acids.
UUCAAAUGUACAGUCUAAUGUAGCCAUAUAUAUCAUACUCUGUGACCACAGCCUAUGAGAAAGCAAUACAUUCUGCUAUCUCUAACUGUAUUGGCUAGUUGUUUCGUGAUGUCAAUAAAACUUUUCCCAUUCCAAACUGGGGGCCUGAUGCUGCCCUUCUCCGUGAUGUUGCAGUGCUGAUGGGAAUUUGAAUGCAAAUCAAUGGCUUCCAGGAAAGCUGGCCAUCAGUAUUGUAUAUAAAGUAUGCCAUGUGUAGUAAGUGUGUAAAAACACUUGUGCUGUAUUUAGUAUAUAUUUAAUUGUUGGUGUAUUCCCUGACAGGAGACUGAGGAAGAUGAACUGGGGCUUUUUGGAAAACAUCCUCAGUGGGGUGAAUAAAUACUCUACUGUGAUCGGGCGCAUCUGGCUCUCCGUGGUCUUUCUCUUCAGGAUCUUGGUGUACGUAGCGGCGGCCGAGCAGGUGUGGAAGGAUGAGCAGAAGGACUUUGUGUGCAACACCCAGCAGCCGGGCUGCGAGAACGCCUGCUUCGACCACUUCUUCCCCAUCUCGCAGGUGCGCCUGUGGGCUCUGCAGCUCAUCGUGGUGUCCACCCCGUCCCUGCUGGUGGCCCUGCACGUGGCAUACAGGGAGCACCGGGAGGCCAAGCACAAGCGUAAACUGUACCAGGACAAAGGGAGCAUCGACGGAGGUCUGUUCUGCACCUACGUCGUCAGCCUGGUGUUCAAGACGGCCUUUGAGGUGGGCUCCCUGCUUGCUUUCUACUUCCUGUACAACGGCUUUGAGAUGCCCACACUGCUCCGCUGUAGCCAGAGUCCCUGUCCCAACACUGUGGACUGUUACAUUGCCAAAGCAACAGAGAAGAAGAUCUUCCUCUACAUCAUGGGCUGCACCUCCAUUCUGUGUAUCGCUCUGAAUUUUGUGGAGCUCAUGUACAUUGUGUGGAAGCAGUUGUGGAAAUGUUUCAUCAGGCGAUACGCCCCUGUGGAAGAGAAACCUUACAGCAACUGCCCGCCACCUGUUUCCAUUGUCAACAAGUUUACCUCGUCUGAAGCUACAGUAAACACAGGAAAUGGCGGCACGCAGCCCGCAUCCACAGCUGAAAACCUGCCAGUCCAGUCCUAGACGACUGACUCAUGUUACCAGCUCAGAAUGAAACCACAGUCAAACCAGUCAAACCACAGUGAAUACUGUGCUAUGAAAAAGAUUGAAAUGUCCAAUUGGGCCUAAAUUGAGAAAAGCUAUGGCGACAUGUCAUAUAAUUUAUUAGUAUGAACAGACUCUAAUUAUUAAUGAAACAUACAGUAUGUCAUUAUUUUGAUUUGUCACUCACAUUCAGCACCCCUCCCCUCCCCAUUACGAUCAUUCACUUAUCAGGAGGAGCACUGUUGCUUGUGAUACAUUUGUAUGUCUUGUGGCUCUGGAGGAGAGUUGUCAACUCUAAUGAUGUCACAGUGAUGUUUCAUCAGGUUAAUCUCAGGUUGGGCUUGAAGAUUGCAAAUUUUCUACAAAGGCUAAAUUUUUUGUGCAUUUGAAUGGAAGCCCCUUUUCUGCCAAUGUGAUGGAAAAAAACUGGAA